AUAAAUUAGUAUUUGCAGGAACAUACCACGUGGCAGUCAUGUCAGUGAGGCCCCAAUGCCCAUUGCUGUCCCUGUGGUGACCUUGCCCUACCACUCCCCACUCUCCUCCCUAUUUAUUCCGGCCAUCAUUGACACUCUCCGGCAGUUUUCUCCGGCAACUUUUUCCACUUCAUAUAUCUCUCUCUCUUCAUUCUAUAUAUACCCCACCCCCACCCUUCCUCCUUAUCCUUAAUGCUCUCUCAUGCACACACAUUUCACUAUUUCACAUACUUUUCAUAAAAAAAAAGUAGAAACCAACGGAUCUCAAUUGUGUAUUUGUGUUUGGGUUGUGAAAAGACAUCCAACACAUUACAAGUUACAAACCCUUUUAAGUUCUUGAUUAAAACUGAAUACAGAGAUGCAACACUGUCCCUACACCACCAUGAACAUCCCAGGCAACACCGUGGUCACCAGCGGCACCGACGUGAGCGUGUUCGAGCGACAACAAGCAAGAAUGAAGUGGCAACAACAACAACAAGAGGGUUUGUUUAAUGGGAAUGAUCAUCAAUUCCGGGGUCUGGUUGAAGUUAAACCAGACCCCGGAUUGCAAUACGGGUGGCCGGAUUUCAGUGAUGGGUGUCAAGGUCAGGCGAUCCCAUCCUUAAUGGAGGAUCAUAAUCUCAAGAAAAGGAAAGCCCAUGAAGAUCAGAAGCAAAAGGUGGUUUUAAAAGAAAAUAGUGUUAAAGAAAAGAAGAUAAAAGGGUGUUCUGAAGAAAAUUCUGCUGAAACUUCAUCAAAAGAAAAACCAAAGGCUGUAGAAGGUCCAAAACAAGAAUACAUUCAUGUUCGAGCUCGUAGAGGUCAAGCAACCGAUAGCCAUAGUUUGGCUGAACGAGUAAGAAGGGAGAAAAUCAGUGAGAGAAUGAAAUAUUUGCAGGAUUUAGUUCCAGGCUGCAACAAGAUCACUGGAAAAGCAGGAAUGCUUGAUGAAAUCAUCAAUUAUGUUCAAUCUCUUCAAAAACAAGUAGAAUUCUUGUCCAUGAAGCUUGCUACACUUCAACCCAGAUUAGAUUUUGACAUUGAUAGCCUAAUCAUGAAAGAGAUGUUUGAAGUUCCAGCAGUCGCGUACUCGGCUGAAGUGGCGAAUUCUGCUUAUUUUCAAGUAAAUUCGUUACUAGAAAUGGGAAAUAACCCGAUUGACGCGAUGUUAAGAAGAAGCAUUGGUGGUCCCGUUUCGAUUCCCGAAACAUUCGUUGUUUCAUCGUGUUUCAAUCAAAUGCAACCAGGUGUGACAUGGGAUGGUGAUCUACACAAUCUAUACAGAAUGGAAAUUCAACAAGAAUCAUCAACAAUUCCAUUUCAACCCCAUAAAUUUACUGGUUUAUAUGAAGGAAGCAAUUUGAAGAUGGAGUUGUAAAUCCAUUUGAAGAAUUCUUUUUGCUAUGAUUAAAUCUAAAUGUCUACUAAUUUUUAAUUAGUCAUUUUCCAAUGUAUAUAUACAUAUAUAUCACAUAUGUAAGCAUUCGAGAAACAAUAACGAGGAACUCAAGAGUUUAUCAUCAUAAUGAAUAUUUCCAUUUUCCA
Molecule: messenger RNA, 1563 nt
Organism: Helianthus annuus (common sunflower)
Lineage: Eukaryota; Viridiplantae; Streptophyta; Magnoliopsida; Asterales; Asteraceae
Product: transcription factor bHLH63
Exons: 7
Coding region: 398-1396 (332 amino acids)
Biological process (GO): regulation of DNA-templated transcription
Cellular component (GO): nucleus
Molecular function (GO): DNA-binding transcription factor activity; protein dimerization activity
Source: RefSeq, a predicted model, not a curated record